AUGUUUCUUUACCUGAACCAGUCACUGAAGAAACAUUCAGAGAACAACGCGAGCAAGCAGCAGACCUUGUCGAGUUCGCGAGGCGAAGAGGAGUGGUUGAAAGAGACUCUUGGUGGAGAAAUCAAGACCCUCUCGAUGGAGAACGAGCUGAACGAAGCCGAAACAAAAUGGGAGAAGCUCUUUGCACUACUCAAGAUGGCGAUGGAAGCUUAUGAGUUCAACCAACCUGCAAUCACGCCCGAUACGCGGGAAAAGCUGGGACUAAUGUUCUACAACAUAGUGGUCCGAAAGGAGUACGAAGUGCAGCAAGAGGAGUUGCGCAAGGCAUUGUGGCCUUGA
Molecule: messenger RNA, 339 nt
Organism: Acaromyces ingoldii
Lineage: Eukaryota; Fungi; Basidiomycota; Exobasidiomycetes; Exobasidiales; Cryptobasidiaceae
Exons: 2
Coding region: 1-339 (112 amino acids)
Source: RefSeq, a predicted model, not a curated record